CCGCAGCGCGCGCGGACAGCUAUAUAAUUUCGCGGGUGGGAGGCAAAGCAUCUAGUCGACCGCCAACUCUCCGCAAACUCACUUUUUAAUUAAUUUAUUUUAGGUUUAACUUAUUUAUUUCACCAAUUCCAAAAUGUGUGACGACGAAUUAGCCGCAUUGGUCGUUGACAAUGGCUCCGGUAUGUGCAAAGCCGGUUUCGCCGGUGAUGACGCACCCCGGGCUGUCUUCCCCUCCAUCGUUGGACGACCCCGAUACCAGGGUAUCAUGGUCGGUAUGGGUCAGAAGGACUCAUACGUAGGAGAUGAAGCUCAGUCAAAACGAGGUGUCCUCACGGUGAAAUACCCAAUUGAGCACGGAAUCGUAAGCAACUGGGAUGAUAUGGAGAAGAUCUGGCACCACACCUUCUACAACGAACUCAGGAUUGCUCCUGAAGAGCACCCCGUCCUCCUCACAGAAGCUCCCCUCAACCCCAAGGCCAACCGUGAAAAGAUGACUCAGAUCAUGUUUGAAACCUUCAACACACCCGCUAUGUACGUGGCCAUCCAAGCCGUUCUUUCCCUGUACGCUUCCGGAAGGACCACCGGUAUUGUCUUGGAUUCUGGAGACGGUGUCUCACACACAGUCCCCAUCUACGAAGGUUAUGCUUUACCUCACGCCAUUCUCAGGUUGGACUUGGCCGGUCGUGACCUGACCGACUACCUAAUGAAAAUCCUGACCGAGAGGGGAUACAGUUUCACCACCACCGCCGAGCGAGAAAUCGUCAGGGACAUCAAGGAAAAGUUAUGUUACGUCGCUCUCGAUUUCGAACAAGAAAUGGCCACCGCCGCCUCCUCAAGCUCCCUAGAAAAGUCCUACGAACUUCCUGAUGGACAGGUCAUCACAAUCGGAAACGAGCGAUUCCGUUGCCCAGAAGCCAUGUUCCAGCCCUCAUUCUUGGGCAUGGAAUCUUGCGGAAUCCACGAGACGACCUACAACUCCAUCAUGAAGUGCGACGUGGACAUCCGUAAGGACUUGUACGCCAACACCGUCCUCUCCGGAGGUACCACCAUGUACCCUGGAAUCGCUGACCGUAUGCAGAAGGAAAUCACCGCCCUGGCUCCGUCCACGAUGAAGAUCAAGAUCGUGGCUCCCCCCGAGAGGAAGUACUCCGUCUGGAUCGGAGGUUCCAUCCUGGCUUCCCUGUCCACCUUCCAGCAGAUGUGGAUCUCCAAGCAGGAGUACGACGAGUCCGGUCCUUCCAUCGUUCACAGGAAGUGUUUCUAAGCCCCGUCGUCAUCCUCAAAAAACAACCGCCUCGCACGCGUGGAUCGCGCACCGCCACUCUCCCUUCAGCCUCCCCCGAAAGAAAAACCACAAAACGCUUCACCUUCAGAAAAUCAAGACCUGCCUCACGAACCUCAGUUUAUAUUGUGUGGCAUUCGAGGAUUUUUUGUCCUGCAACUUUCGUCCUUGGACUUUGGGACGGCGUUCGGGUGUUCCUUGAUCGCCGUUGAGGUUUUGCGGCGCGCUCUGGGAGGGUCACGGGAUUUUAUGAAGCUCACAAAAAUGGGUGAAAUGCCUCAGUUACCGUGCGAUGAAGUAGAACCCGCGAGGUGAGGUUCGUUGAUACAACUGCCUGCGAAUCCUACGAUGUCCUGGGCUCCUGAAAGUCCACGAUGCGCUUUACUCAUCAAUUCAAGCUAAUUUAUUUUUGUUAGGUACUUUUGUUAUCAAUUGUUCUUUGAGAAUUUAUUAAUUUAUUUAUUAUUUAUUUGUUCAUCCUACUCGCAUUUGUCAUUGUUAAUUUUCGUCAUUAUUUUUACUUUCAAAGAAAUCGUAAUUCAUUUUUCCAAUCCA
This is a messenger RNA of Bemisia tabaci, 1837 nucleotides long. RefSeq names its product actin, clone 403. The record is from RefSeq and is a predicted model, not a curated record. Lineage: Eukaryota; Metazoa; Arthropoda; Insecta; Hemiptera; Aleyrodidae.